ACAGGGUGACCCAGCGUGCAAUUCACUGGACCAAGAGCUUUGGCUGCCACCUCCUCUGGGAAGCCUGGCCAUGAGGCUCCUCUUGAUCAUUGCAAUUCUGCUGUUCCAGAAGUUCACAGUAACUGAACAACUUAAGAAAUGCUGGGGUGAAUAUGUAAGAGGAUACUGCAGGAAAAUAUGCAGAACAACAGAAAUACGGGAAGUACUAUGUGAAAAUGGGAGAUAUUGUUGUCUCAACAUCGUGGAAGUGGAAGCACGUAGAAAAAUUACAAAACCGCCUCGUCCAAAGCCAUUGACGUAUGCACUUACUUUUCCUCAAGAUAAUUAUGAAAAUGAACGCAAUUAUACAAGGCACAAGGAAAAGUCUAUGUAAAUCAAGUUCAAUUUUCUGUUAGUUUAUUUCUCAACUUAUUCCAACAAACUAAGGUGACAAGAUCCACAUAUUCUCCCUUCUGGUUCUUAGAUCCCCAGA
Sus scrofa (pig) is the source of this 472-nucleotide messenger RNA. RefSeq names its product defensin beta 127 (gene DEFB127). The record is from RefSeq and is a predicted model, not a curated record. Gene Ontology annotation, cellular component: extracellular region. Gene Ontology annotation, biological process: innate immune response. Lineage: Eukaryota; Metazoa; Chordata; Mammalia; Artiodactyla; Suidae.